AGUAUCUAAGUCUUCCAUCCAUUGCAGCCAGCCUAUAAAUACUUAUCAAUACUACCAAGGCAAAACAAUCGCAAUUCUAUUCUCAUCUUCUUUCUCGUAAUGGCAUCUUCUGGCUAUCAAGUAGAGGUGACCAUCUCCUCCGCCCAAGACCUCAAGAACGUCAACUGGCGCUACGGCCCCAAUAGGCCAUACGCUGUCGUCUGGGUCGAUCCUAACGAAAAGCGCUCCUGCAAGGUCGACGAAGACGGUGACACUUGUCCUCACUGGGGCGACAUACUUACCAUCCCUUUACCUGGCCCCGUCGACAGUGAAACCACUCUCUUCGUCGACAUUGUCCAUGCUGGCAAAGAGGAGGAUACCAAGAAACUCAUCGGCUCCGCUCGUCUUAAGCUCAAAGAAGUUCUUGAUGAAGUCAGGCAUGCCCGUACUUUGACUCUCAAGCGACCAUCUGGUAGGCCUCAGGGGAAAGUUGACGUAAAAAACAUAAGAGUCAUUGAACCCCGAUAUCCUCCACGAGAUGCGUAUAACGCACCUCCUUAUGGGUCUCCUGCUCCGCCAUCAUACGGUGGGUAUGUUUUUGUGGCACCAGUGCUACUCUUCUUUUACAUAGUGAAAGAGAAGAAUUUGUGGCCAUGUUUUUGUAUUUCUCCAUUAAAAUGAUCCAUUAAUAAAUUUCUAAGAGUUUCUA
Mangifera indica (mango) is the source of this 688-nucleotide messenger RNA. RefSeq lists its product as uncharacterized. The record is from RefSeq and is a predicted model, not a curated record. The transcript has a single exon. NCBI's taxonomy places the organism in Eukaryota, Viridiplantae, Streptophyta, Magnoliopsida, Sapindales, Anacardiaceae. Gene Ontology annotation, biological process: defense response. The coding region runs from base 100 to 660 and encodes 186 amino acids.